AUGCCAAACACCAGAGAACAGUUCAGACACCUCACCGGACGAUAUUCUGCUCCACAGCAUUGGUGUAUGAUAUUCAAACAGGAUGCCCCUGCGCGGUUCGGAAUUGCAAAUGGUAAAAGUAUGGACGAGCAGGCCGAGUUCCAAGCUCCAGUCCUCGCGUGGGAGAGUUGA
Molecule: messenger RNA, 171 nt
Organism: Histoplasma mississippiense
Lineage: Eukaryota; Fungi; Ascomycota; Eurotiomycetes; Onygenales; Ajellomycetaceae
Exons: 1
Coding region: 1-171 (56 amino acids)
Source: RefSeq, a predicted model, not a curated record